AUGAUUAAAGUAAUAACAAGGUUUUUCGCUGUUGUUGUAUUUUUGUUCUUUUUAAUCGUAGAUUAAGGAGCAGCUUCAGAAGCUCAUAGCAGAGUGUUUCCUAACAGAGGAGUUGCUGUGUCUUCGAGGACUUCUUAAUCUCAGCUUAGCUGUCUUAGAGGAAAAGGAUACAAGGAUUACAUUGUAAUUUCAGCAUUCGAAAAUAAUGCUCCUAAUCCUUUCUUCUUUGAAAAUUAUUACAAUGCUGUUGCUGCUGGCUACAAAGUGAUAGAUUUAUCUAUAUCUAUUUGCCCUACGAUGUAAAAUACAACUCUUUAUCUUAAUAAGAUCAUGCAAAAUUUCUUUUAUAACAUUCCAAUUUACACCAAUCAAACAUUAAAUGAUUCGAAUAGAAUGAAAUUCGACAUGAAUUUAAGAAAGAAUAUUAUAAUCAAAUUUGAUUCUCCUUUGAAAAGCUGCAUGCAAUGGAGAGGCCAUAAUUAUGAAUUUAAUUGCAAUUUCUUUAGCGAUGUAAAAAACAUGUUGCAGUUGACUUAUUUGCAAGAUUUUGGAGUUCAAACAAAUUUUUAUGAAUGGACUCAUCUAUUUGGAGGUGCUCAGUCUUGCAACUCAGAAGAUAAGGAUUAUCCAAUUUAUUACUACCCUUUGAUAUGGACAGGAGAUCAAUAAGGAAAUCCCAAUUUCAACACUACUUUGUACAAUGAAUUUGCUAGUUAGAUUAUGCCAUAAAUGAAACUGUACGAACAAAGAAAUGAAUGUGGUGGAAAUUUCGAAUUCAUAUCAUUUUGA
Tetrahymena thermophila SB210 is the source of this 789-nucleotide messenger RNA. Its product is annotated as transmembrane protein, putative. The record is from RefSeq and is a predicted model, not a curated record. Lineage: Eukaryota; Ciliophora; Oligohymenophorea; Hymenostomatida; Tetrahymenidae. The transcript has a single exon.